GUACACUUCUCCCCGUUAAGCACAAAAAAUUCAGUUUUCUUAGAAUUUCAUAGACCUUCGGCUUCAUUAUGUGGAAAGCAUAAGACGGAUCUCGCCCAAUGGCGGCGUCUGUAAAAAGAUGGCGAAGCGUAGUACGAUCGACUUCUCUCAGUUACCCUCUAACUCUGCGCAGGAAUUUUUCAGCUUCGUCAAAUGGAAAGAGGGCUCCUCCUUUUACAGAGGCGGAGGCGAAACCGGGAGCAAAAGAGGCGGAAGCAGAAGUGCCUUCGUCUUCUUCACUGUUGGAAGAGGUGAGGGCCAGUUUGCGGAGAUCCUCUUUCACUCGUACCUCUCCCUCGCUCCCUCCCUCUCCCCCUCCCUCUGCAUCAGUCGAUGAAAUACGGAAGAACCCCUCUGAGUUUCGUUCCAAGUCUGCUACACCCCCCGGGGACGGCAGUAAAGAAAGGUUGUCCUUCGAAGCAAUCCGCGACAGCCUUAGGCAACUCCGUAGCAGCGGGCCCGAAAAACCGAAGGUGAAUGAGUCGGCGGGAUCGUUUUCUCUCAAGGCAUUUGGAGAGAGUCUGAAACUACAGCCCUCCAGUUCCCCCCUUCCUUUGGCCAGGGAUCCUCCUCGCCCUUCCAAAACCGACUUCAUGAAGAUGUACAGCUAUGAUGAAUUAGGGGCCAGACUGAGGGAACUCCGUUCCCCGAGCGAGAAGGGCUUUUCUAUAUCUGAGCUUAAUAAUCGGCUGCAAAAAUUGCGUGAGAUGGAAGAAAAGGAGUCCGAGUCCAAUAUAGGUGGAAUUUCCUUCAAAGAUUUGAGGGAGAGUCUCGCUCAGCUACGCAAGUCUUCUGAGUUAUCUAAUAAAAAAUCCUCAUUGCAGAGGCUAGCUUUGUUGGGUCAAUUGGGUGGGAAACCUACACCAUCUUACAUGACUGCACCUGCAAAGGAUGAAUUGGUUCAGCGGUAUUUCCAUCCCGAUAAUAUGUCUGCAGAGGAGAAGCUCAAAAUAGAGCUGAAAAAGGUCAAAGAAGAUUUCAAAAUUCAUGAAUCAGACUGUGGAUCAUCUCGUGUCCAAGUUGCUCAACUUACGACAAAGAUCAAAUACCUGGCUCAAGUAUUGCAUAAGAAGGAUAAGCAUUCUCGGAAGGGACUUAAUGAAAUGAUUCAAAGACGAAAGAAACUGCUUAAAUAUCUUCGACGCACUGAUUGGGAUUCUUACUGCUUUGUUAUUUCUAAACUUGGUUUGAGAGACAAUCCAGACUACAAAACAUAAGGCUUUGUUCUUAUGUAAGCUCCAAGAGAAUAAUGCAUCAGGCAGGGAGAACUGGAAGUUAAAUUAAUUCGAUUUUGUUUAUACUGGAAAGUACCCAUUUGCUAGUGCUGGAGAGUAGAAGAAAAUCAAAUGUACAAAUGAGAUUAUUCAAUUCCAUGAAUUUUUUUAAUCAAAAUAUGCAAAUCUAACUACUCCCAA
Messenger RNA from Cryptomeria japonica (Japanese cedar), 1454 nucleotides. RefSeq lists its product as uncharacterized. Gene Ontology annotation, biological process: translation. Gene Ontology annotation, molecular function: structural constituent of ribosome. The coding region runs from base 99 to 1256 and encodes 385 amino acids. The transcript is spliced from 5 exons. The record is from RefSeq and is a predicted model, not a curated record. Gene Ontology annotation, cellular component: ribosome. Lineage: Eukaryota; Viridiplantae; Streptophyta; Pinopsida; Cupressales; Cupressaceae.